AUGGCAUGUAUUCAACAUGAUGAAAUAAAACAAGAAAUAGUAAAACAAAAUUAUUUUAGUAUAUUAAUAAGAUGUGUAACACAAAAAGAUCUUCAUGUUGGUUUAGUUUUACAAAUUUCAUUAGAAAUUAUUUGGUCAUUAACAUUUAAUAAUCAUAUUUAUGAUAUGUUAAUAAAUAAUUAUGAAAAUUUUUUUAUUUAUUUAAAAAAUAUUCUUAUUAAUUCAAAAGAAGAAGGUGUUCAAGCAGCUACUAAAGGAAUUUUAUGGAAAUUAGAAAGUGAAUCUAAUCAUAAAAAGACUAUUGUUGAUAUACAUGAAAAUAAUAAUUGUGAUAAAAAAUAUGAUAUUAUGAUAAGUUAUAGUCAUUUAAAUAAAGAUUUAUGUCAUCAAAUUUAUCGAAAUUUAAUUGAUUUACAAUAUACUGUUUGGCUUGAUUUUGAAAAUAUGUAUGGAAGUACACUUCAAUCGAUGGCACAAGCUAUUGAAGCAUCCGAUAUUAUUCUUAUUGGUAUGUCAAAUCCAUAUAAACAAAGUGCUUAUUGUCGAUCAGAAGCUGAAUAUGCAUAUACACGUCAACGUCAUAUUAUACCAUUAAUUAUGGAAAAGAAAUAUCGACCUGAUGGAUGGUUAGGAUUUAUUUGUGCAUCGAAACUUUAUGUUGAUUUUACUAAAACUGAUUUUGAACAAGCAUUUCAAAAAUUAAUAUCACAAAUUCAACUUCAUCGACAACAAACUUUAUCAAAUUCAUCAUCGUCAAUAAUAAAAUAUGAAAAUAACAAACCACUUACUCAUGAUGAUGGAACUCAACCAACGAUUGAAAUUUACGCAAAUAAUACUGAACAGAUCUCUCAAGUUGAAGAACAAGAUAAUGUUUCAAAUGAUAACAACGAUUAUAAUUGUCGUUAUAUGGAAUUGUGGACGCAUGAAGAUAUUUUAAAUUUUCUACAUGAUAAGAAUUUAGAACUUAUGAAACCUUUGUUUGAAAGUGAACAACAAUUCGAUGGUCGUUCUUUAAUUACAUUAUAUGAACGAUGUCAAUCAAACAGUGAAGCGACUUAUCAAUUAUUAAAUACACAAUUAAAUUACAGUCAUAAUGAUCAUUUACCAUAUCUUACUUAUAUUCGGUUUCUCACUGAACUACGAAAACAAUUGAAUCCAAUUGAUAUAAAAUAUUGUAUAUGUUAUUUUCGUUGGUUUAUUCGGAAAAAAAUUCAUGAAAAACUCUUUUCGUAUUUUAAAUAA
Molecule: messenger RNA, 1242 nt
Organism: Rotaria sp. Silwood2
Lineage: Eukaryota; Metazoa; Rotifera; Eurotatoria; Philodinida; Philodinidae
Source: the annotation of a GenBank genome assembly